AUACACCCCCUAAAUACUACUUCAUCACCACCCUCCACAUUCUCCAUCACAACACUUCACAACACCACAACUACUUCAUCCUUCUCUCUAAACAAUGGCUAUUAAGAAAUACUCUAACAAACUUCCUCAACAUGCAGUUUUGAAACAAAUCCUCAAAAGAUGUUCAAGCCUAGGGAAGAAAAACGAGUACGACGAUAAUGAAUACCCCAUUGAUGUACCAAAAGGUCAUUUCCCUGUUUACGUUGGUGAAAACCGUAGUAGAUAUAUUGUUCCAAUCUCUUUCUUAACUCACCCCGAGUUUCAAUCUCUUCUUCGUCAAGCUGAAGAAGAAUUUGGAUUCGACCAUGAUAUGGGUCUUACCAUUCCUUGUCAAGAAGUUGUUUUUCAGUCACUAACAUCCAUGAUAAGAUGAAGAACAAGAACAAAAUGUUUGAUAUAUAUGGUUAUGAUAAUUUGGAGAAGGUCGAUCGAUCCAUGAGAUCACCAAAGAUGAAGAAAUUCUCUUUUUUUAAUCUCCAUUUUUUCAUACCCAUUUGGGUGGCUUCUCAUUCUUUUUUAAUUUUUGGGAGUGAUGUUUCAUUUUCAACAACCUAUUUAUUUUUGGUGGUUUUUUAUUUUUAUUUUUAAUGUUGUUACUAUGUAACACUGACUUUUUACCUGUGAUUAUUUCAUGGGUUGAAAAUUGUAAAAAGGUUUCUUCCUUACAGAGGUUCUGUGUAGUGGGUACCCUGUGAGAGAUGUUUGUUGAAUGUGAAUCAAGGAAAUUAAGGUUC
Lathyrus oleraceus (garden pea) is the source of this 773-nucleotide messenger RNA. Its product is annotated as auxin-responsive protein SAUR50. The transcript has a single exon. The record is from RefSeq and is a predicted model, not a curated record. Gene Ontology annotation, biological process: response to auxin. Bases 95 to 412 code for a protein of 105 amino acids. NCBI's taxonomy places the organism in Eukaryota, Viridiplantae, Streptophyta, Magnoliopsida, Fabales, Fabaceae.